Hemicordylus capensis (graceful crag lizard) is the source of this 3478-nucleotide messenger RNA. Its product is annotated as 1-acylglycerol-3-phosphate O-acyltransferase Pnpla3-like. The record is from RefSeq and is a predicted model, not a curated record. Gene Ontology annotation, cellular component: membrane; cytoplasm; lipid droplet. The transcript is spliced from 9 exons. Bases 228 to 1739 code for a protein of 503 amino acids. Gene Ontology annotation, biological process: lipid homeostasis; triglyceride catabolic process; positive regulation of triglyceride catabolic process. NCBI's taxonomy places the organism in Eukaryota, Metazoa, Chordata, Lepidosauria, Squamata, Cordylidae. Gene Ontology annotation, molecular function: triacylglycerol lipase activity.
CCCCAGUAAGAGGAUGGAGGCGGAGUGGAGAGCACGUACACGUCGUUGUGUUGUCAACUCUCGCCGGAGGUCCUCUUCUCAGUAUGAAUCAACCUGGCUCUCUGUGGGGAGUUUAAGCUUGUCAGCUUGGCUCAGUUGCCUCGCGGCGGCCUGCUUACCUGCCUCCCGGCCCAACUGGACUUCCCUUGCGCCGUGUUUUUCGGCCGGGCCGCCGGAAGGCAGUCGGGAUGCUGGACCGCCAGGCCGGCUGGAGCGUGUCGUUCGCGGGAUGCGGCUUCUUGGGCGUUUAUCACAUCGGGGCAGCCACCUGCCUCCAGGAACGCGCCCCGCACCUCAUUCGCGACGCCCGCCGGAUCUACGGCGCCUCCGCAGGAGCCCUCACCGGCGCCGUCCUCGUUGCAGGCGGUUCUCUUGCGGAAGCUUGUGCAGACGUUCUGGGGCUAGCCAAAGAAGCAAGGAAGAGAAAUCUUGGCCCUCUUCACCCUUCCUUCAAUGUGAUGAAGAUAAUAAGGGAUGGCCUCUACAAAAAUCUUCCAGAAAACACUCAUCAGUUGAUAUCAGGGAAACUUUGCAUUUCACUUACCAGAGUGUCUGAUGGCAAAAAUGUGUUAGUAUCCCACUUUAAUUCCAAAGAUGAAGUUGUGCAGGCUUUGCUUUGUAGCUCAUUUGUUCCCAUAUAUUGUGGCCUCAUUCCACCUUCAUUUAGAGGGGUGCGCUACGUGGAUGGUGGAAUAAGUGACAACCUACCUCAGCACAAUUCAAAAAACACUAUCACAGUUUCCCCUUUCUCUGGGGAGUGUGACAUUUGUCCCAAGGGCAACUCUGCAAACUUCCAUGAAAUGAACCUGACCAAUACCAGCAUUCAAUUUAGCUUAGGGAACAUGUAUCGUUUAACUCAAGCACUUUUCCCUCCAGAACCCAAGGUGCUAGGGGAGAUGUGUGAACAAGGAUAUUCAGAUGCUCUUAGGUUUUUGAAAGAGAAUGGUAUACUGCAUGAUUCAGUUUCUGUUGACUUGCCCUUAAAAAAGGAUGACCACCAGGAACAUGCACAGACUGCAGAUUACAAUAACAAAACAGGUGCAGCAAAUCAAGACAAAAAGGAUAUGCUAGAGGAAGAAAUGUUUAUCGACCAAUUGAAGUUAGCUCCUUGGCCAUUGGAUGAAACUAUUUUUGAGAAUCUGCCUCCUAGACUUCGUAAAGCAUUGCAGGAGGCUUGUAAAGAGAAAUGUGGACUCUGUGCCCAGCUUUCUAAAUUUCUACCAAUGCGACUGAUGUCCUAUAUGAUGUUGCCAUAUACUCUGCCAGUUGAAUCAGCAUAUUUUGUGGCCUUAAGAUUAGUAGACUGGUUUCCCGAUAUCCCUGAUGAUGUGCGAUGGAUGCAGGGACAGCUCUUUCAGAUUAUGAAUGCAGUAUAUUCCAAAGCAAGGAAAAGGCUUCUCAGUAUUCCCAGCAAAGAAAGUUGUGAAUCGCUUAGAAAAAGCCAGUCUGCACCACCGAACACCAGUCUUCACUCUUCCUAUUGCCCUCCCGCAAUAUCUCAUUCUACAACACACCUUGAAGAAUGGCUUUGGGAUCUUCCAUACUGUGAAGACUUAGCUAGGAAGGAAGUUGCAAUUGGUAUAAAUGAAAGCUUUGACUCUUCCCCUUUUUUCAUCAACUCUGAAGAGUCCGGGGUAGAGGUAGACUUUGACUCCUCCUCUGAGAAGAGUUUCCAGACUGCCUGUGAAGACCUGGCUUGAGAACUGCUGUAUCUGACAGAGAAAUUGAAAUCUUGAAGGGCAUGACUUCAUCUAACAUCUGCCAACCAGUCUUUCAGAAGACUUUUUGUUUACAAUAGACAACAAAUUGCCUUUGGGGAAUCUUUGGUUGAAAGAUGAAUAAAGGACAAUGGCAAAUAAGAUGUUAUGGUGAAACUUCCUAAUCAUGGAUUAAGGGUUAAAGGGCCCCAGUGCAAUGAUGUUUACUCAAACAAGAUUUCCACCAGGAAAAGUUAUCAAAAUCCUUUUCUCUCACUUGCUUGGGUUGUUUUAUACUGGAGCAAAAUUGUAGCUUUUAAAAUUAUUUAAAAUACGGUGUCUUUUCCUGUUUAUCUUUUUUAAUGAUGAUAGUACUUGAAUAAAAUCAAACAAUUUGUAAUUUAAAAAGGGAUGUGGCAUAUAGGAAUUUUUUUUUGGCUGGGGUCAGGAGAGCCUCUUACUUGCCAUAUCUAAAUGUAUUAUACCAGUGGGAAGUGUUGUCAUCUCAGUUACACUCACUAUUGUAAGGCUUCCUACUUUUUCAAGAUGAUCAUCUCAAAUGUUUGUUUUGUUUUUAAUGCAUUUGGGGGUGGGUGGGGGGGGGUUUAAAGGAGGAAUGUCACAGAUCUAGUUCAGAUUUGCUGAUAGAUAUCUUUAAGAGCUAAAUUCAGUCCCAUUAAACAAAAUUCAGUCCCAUUAAACAAAACUAUACUUAAGCUAUUUUAUAGGAGGAAGCUAGUUGCCGGUCUUUUUCUCCUUGAGAAGCCAAUAUAGAUCAGAACAUGAACUCUACUGCAAAUGUCAUCAAGACAUGUAUAGAAUAAUUCCCCUAUGUGUAGUAAAUAGUGGAGAAUUAAUGUGACUUGCAAUUUGUGGUACCAGUAAAAAGGGUAUUACAAAGGGGUACCAGUAGCUCCACCCCGCUGGUUCAUUUCUAGUAAUUCUUUUAACUAAGCAGCACUGGGAGCAUGAAGAGAAAAGAGAAAAAUCUGAUAUAUGAGCUGUGUGUAAUUCCCCCCACCCUCAAGGAAUCUUUUAUUAUUCUGUCUUUAGUCUUAUUAAAUACAACCCAUUUUUAGCCCAGUUUUCACUGGUAAAUUGUGCCAAUAUGUGUUUCAGUUUUAUAGGCUGAGGCCUUAAGUUAUUUGCAAGUUAUCUAUGUUAUAUCAUGACUAAACUAUUUUUCAGAUGGCUUCAAUUUUAGCAAUACACUUUGGGGUGGUGAGAUGAAUACUCUUUCCCAAGUGCUAGACAUCAUACUGAUAGUGAAAAUGAAGCAUGGACACUCCUUAUCACCUAAAGUGAAGUGUAUGUAUGUAUGUAUUGGUUUAUUUCAGCCCAAGGCCAGCAUACCUAAAGUGAAGUGCAGGAUUUAAUCUUUCAGAAAUGGCUAUAGAACAGUUUGAAAAUUGUUCUGUCAAACCAGUCCUAUUGGCAGUUAAACACUCCCCACAGCAGCACUGGUAAAAUUACAGCUGGCAUAAUUUUAAUAAUCAAAUUAUUUUCAGAGCCAAGACCUAUUUUGUUAUAGGUUGGCAGACUUCAAACUCUUUACAGGAGUGGGGAAUCAGAUUAGUCUCUUCUCAUAGCAAGAAGUGUGUGCUAUAUUUUUAGAAAAGAAUGGAACUGCUUAAAAUAUUGUUAAAAGUAUUCACCAAAGUGUUGUUUAAUAUUGCUACAGCUGAUGUAUUUAUAACCUUGAUGGUGCUAUUUCAUUCACAAAUUACAGUCUUUGACUCAUU